AUGUUUCGAACGUCGGGGAGGAUAAAAGAGUUGGCAAAAGUGAGCAAAAGAUGGGCAAGUUCAAGUAAACUUAUUGUAAGUUUUUAAAAAUCCCGGAAUAUCGGAUAGAAAACAUUUAUCAGGUGACUCCUCAAUGCCACCAACAAAAACGUCAAAUUCUUUUCAAAAUGGGAAAUGAUACACCGAGUCGAAUUGUUGGAUAUUAUGUGGUUUUUCCGGUGAUUCCUGAUGAAAGUGUGGAGAACAAUAAUUUCAUGUAUAAUAUUUCGAAAAAUGAAGAUUGGCCGAAACUUUCGAGUUCAACGCCUAAAGAAAUGUACGAAGGAACUGUGAGAAUGUUGAUGGAUUAUGGAGCGACUGUGAUGGAACACAUGGAACAUCUAGCAACGUGUGAGGCUUUUAAUUUCAGUUCAGUUUCUGAAUAAUCAAAAAUAAUAUUGAUUUUUCCUACAGUGCCCGCGGAGGAAAGAACAUUUCAAAAUGUUGUUGAGCCAUUGCUAACUGAAGAGUACGAAAUCAACUAUGCUUUUCAAACUCUGAUGUUGAAAAUGCUCACAGAUUGGCCGGAUUUUGAUCGAAAAUUGUUUGACGCAGAUCUUCAUCACAUUAAAAUCAUGUGCGCGAGAGAUCAGAUGGAGAAAUUGACGAAUAUUAAUUUCCAAGAGGCUAUCAAGCAACUUUACGAAGCUAAAGAUGGGCUAACUGAUUGGCAAUCAAGAUUGCUAGAAUGGUAUUUGUUAGAAAUCAAGGCUAGUGGUUUGGAUAAACAUGAUGAAAAAACGAGGAAAUUGUUGGGAUCUUGGUCGAAAUUUAUUGAUGAAUAUAGAAGUAAAUAUAUGUGAGUUUUUCAGGGGAUUUUUCGAGGAUGGAAAUUUCAGCCGCCAAAAUGUUUCUCUCUAAAAAACCCAAUUUUUCCAGCACUGGCGUAAUGUCAACCAACGAUCAACAAACCUUUGUGAUCAACGAUAAAAAAGUGAUCAAAGAUGCUCCACCACAUGUUCUUCAAAAACUCGCCGUCGAUGAAUCAAAUUGGGAAACUGGGCCAUGGCGCGGAAGAAUGACUCCUCAUACAAUUUUCCCAUUUAUGCAAUAUUGCGGUGAUCGACAAUUGCGACAAACUGCUUGGGAAAAAUGGACAAGUAAAGCUGGAUUCGAUCAUGAUUUCUAUAAUAAUUCGAUUAAUAUUGAGGAGUUGCGACAUAAUAAGUAAGGUUUUGGGGAGGGGGCUGUUAAUCAUUCUGAAAAUGUCUUUAAUGUCAGUCUUUUUUCAGCGAAGGUUUGGCCAAAACAUUGGGAUAUUCAUCGGUCGCUGAACAUCGCUUGUCUAACAAAAUGGCUGCCUCACCGGAAACUGUUAGAGGAUUUAUCAAUGCGUGAGUUUGGGCCUAAAAACGAGCUUAUACUUGUGAAAUAAUCAAAAAGUACCUAAAAAUCAUCUGAAAACUCUUUCAGUUUAACUCGUCGAAUUCGACCAGUGGUUAUUGAUCGAAUGUUAUCCUGGAGCGCAUUUGCACAAAGAAGCGAAUUAUUGAUUGGUGAUUUGCAAGCUUAUGAUAUGUCAUAUAUUUGUAGAAAAGAAGCCGAACAACAUUAUGAGUGGGUUUUUAUUUUUGGGAAAAAACUGUUCUAAAUGAAGAAUUUCGACGAAUAAUCCUGCAACAAUUAAAACUUUAUAUUUCCAGUGUUGACCCAAUCGAUCUAAUGAAUCAUUUCCCAUUCUGGCCGACUUUCAAUAAUUUGGUUCAACUUGUUGGUCAUAUUUUCAAUUUGGAAUUCAAAGAUAUCACAGAAAAAGCCGGAUUAGAGAAAGCGAAUCAAGAAGCUCGAAUUUUUUCGGUCGAUGAUAAGUUUAGUGGACAACAUUAUGGAAGACUAUAUAUUGAUCCGUAUGAUAGACAAAAUAAACGAGGAGGAUGGAAUACAAUGUUGGCGAGACGUGGGUUGAUUUUGAAGAGAAAUUUCAUAUUUCAAUUUCAAUUCUUUUUUUUUUUCAUUUCCAAAAAAUUCCUAAUUUUUUAGCCGAAUCAAAAGAACGUGGUCUUGACAAAAUUGUAUAUCUGAUUGGUUCUGCAAUUGCUCCAACCACAGACGGACCAUCAGUUCUUCAUCAUCAACAACUUCAACAACUUUUGUUCCAUGUGAGUUUAAAGCCUUCCUUCCGUUUCCCCAAAAACCUAUAAUUCCAGUUUGGUCGAAGUGUUCAAUUAUUGUUGUCUCAAUCACCAUAUCGUGAUAUCGCAAUACCAUGGACUCCAUUUUAUGCGAGUGAUUGGGAUUCGGCAGAUAUGUUCCCAACUUUCCUUCAACAUUUUAUUUAUAAACCAAAUUUGUUGACUUCACUUAGCAGCCCGCAUAUUGUAAGUUGUUUUCCACGGUUUCUCCAAUGUUUUCGAAAAUGUAUUUGCCACGUCAUAAAUCUCAACUCGCAUUUUUUCAGAAAACCAGUCAAAAUUUGAGUGAAAGUCAGGCGAAUAGUGUAGCGUUGGCCCUUUCUCGUGCCUCACUUUGGGAUACUUAUCGAACUCUUUUCUGGUCAGAUUUCGAUUUGAGUAUUUAUGAAAUGGAGGAUCGCAAACAGAAAUUCUGGUUGGAUAUGUACAAAGAAAUGUAUGCCGAAUAUUUUCCAUUCAAACGCGCCAAAAAUGACUAUCAACCUUGCUCGUUUACACCAAUUUUUGCACUUCAACCACAUAUGGCAAUGUAUUAUCGAAAAUUGUGGAAUGAGGUGAGUUAGGGGAAGUUUUGGGAAAUUUUCAUACAUGGAAAACUUUUUGCCACGUGGAUUUUUAUAUGUGAAAAUGACAAUUUGUUUUGAAUUUAUCAGUUUCCACGUGUGAUUUUCAAUGCCGAAUUCGAGAGAGAAAAAAUCAGAUUUUGUUUUGAAUCGGCCUAUUUGAUUCCCCUAAAAAUCCCAAAUUUUCUUGCAGAUGUUAGCCCUUGACAUCCACGAAACAUUCGACGCCGAAGACGACGAAAUUCAAACCGGCGAACGCCUGAAAACAACACUUCUCCACAGUGGUUCAGGUGAUGUUGCCAAAGAACUUUUCCGCCGAUUCCAAGGUCGAAAUCCGUCAGUUGGAGCUAUUUGUGAUUUUUAUGCUCCACCAAUGUCGAUUAUAGAAGAAGAAUCUGAAAAAGCUGAUCAUUCAUAA
Molecule: messenger RNA, 3152 nt
Organism: Caenorhabditis angaria
Lineage: Eukaryota; Metazoa; Nematoda; Chromadorea; Rhabditida; Rhabditidae
Source: the annotation of a GenBank genome assembly